Messenger RNA from Thlaspi arvense, 839 nucleotides. The record is from the annotation of a GenBank genome assembly. NCBI's taxonomy places the organism in Eukaryota, Viridiplantae, Streptophyta, Magnoliopsida, Brassicales, Brassicaceae.
CACAUCUAUAUAUAAACCCCGUCUUCUCUUAUCCCUCAAAAACUCUUAACAAAAAGAAAUCAAUAAACACGAAGCACUUCAAAGAAAAAAUAUAGCAAUAAUGAAGCAAUCUCUUCUUCUUUCCGUUUUCGUAUUAUUACUAUCAUCAUCAUCACUCGUUGCACCCAUCCAUGCCCGCAACAAAUCUCCCACGCCGGUAGCUACUCCGGCGCCAGGACCGUCAAAUUCUGAUUGCUCGACGGUAAUAUAUGACAUGAUGGAUUGUCUAUCGUACCUUACCCCCGGAUCAAAUGAUACUACGCCAACAAAAGCGUGCUGUGUCGGAAUCGAAUCGGUUCUAAAAUAUAACCCUACGUGUAUUUGCGUCGGCUUAGCGAGUAGUAAAAACAUGGGGAUUGCAUUGAAUAACACUAGAGCUCUUGCCAUUCCUACGACUUGCAAGAUUCCUAUUGCUGCUCCCCAUUGCGGUAUAAUGAGUCCAGGCGCGUCGACACCGGAUGCAUCUACCCCUGUUUCUCCAUCGUUUGGAACACCUAUGGCUUCGCCAUCUUCAGCCGAGUCACCAACAUCUUCGCCAUCUUUGGCUGAGUCACCGGAAAUGACUGCACCGUCUCCCUCAAGUUCUGGCACCAACAACCUCUCAGUUUCAACAUUGACCCUCGUUGCCGUUAUAGUUUCUUCUAUAACUUACGUUUCAGCUUUUUCUAAUUAAUUUCAACUUUUCGCUUUUUCAUAUAUUACUUUUAUGGAAUUGAAGAUUUUAUGGUUGUGAUUUGAAGAGUACCGAUGCUGUUUUACUUUUAUGUUUAUGGUUAAUCAGAUAAGUUGAAACAAAAAAU